Molecule: messenger RNA, 2173 nt
Organism: Dermatophagoides pteronyssinus (European house dust mite)
Lineage: Eukaryota; Metazoa; Arthropoda; Arachnida; Sarcoptiformes; Pyroglyphidae
Product: mitochondrial sodium/calcium exchanger protein-like
Biological process (GO): monoatomic cation transport; transmembrane transport; intracellular calcium ion homeostasis
Cellular component (GO): membrane
Molecular function (GO): calcium:sodium antiporter activity
Source: RefSeq, a predicted model, not a curated record
UCUUGUUCGAUGUUAAUCGUAUCUCCAGAAGAACAAAAAAAAAUUCCACUUUUUCUUUCAAUAUUAAAAUUUGUUAAAAAUGAAUCGUUCAUCAUUUAAUUGGACCAUCCAUUCGAAUUGUGGUGAUGUAAAUCAUUUAUGCAGUAUUAGUAAUCAAUGUAAUUUUACACGCACCGUACUCGAAUGCAUUGAUGAUGAUGGUUUUAUCAAUUAUAUUCAAUUAACAUAUUGUUCCAUUGAAUCCGAAUCAUUCAGUACAAUUUUGUUGUUAUUUUUAUUGAUCAUGUUAUUUUUUGCCAUCGGUACGAAUGCAGAUGAUUUUCUUUGUCCAUUAUUAAUUUCUAUUUCGAAAUCAUUAAAAUUAUCUGAUAAUAUUGCGGGUGUUACAUUUCUUGCAUUCGGUAAUGGUGCACCGGAUAUAUUUUCAUCGAUUAUUGGCAUAACAAAUGCCAAUCCAAAUCUUGUCAUUGGACAAUUAUACGGGGCAGGAAUAUUCGUUACAACCGUUGUUGUUGGAAGUAUUUUGCUACAAAAACAAUUCGAAAUAAUGAAACGACCAUUGUUAAGAGAUAUUUCAUUUUAUAUAAUUACAACAACAUUAGUUUGGACAACAUUUUUAACAAGAAAAAUUCUUCUUUCUCAUUCAAUCAUUUUUAUCAUUACAUAUUUGAUCUAUGUAACUGUUGUUAUUGUAUCCGGUUAUAUUUAUAAACGUCGACAACAAUCAUUAAUGGCGGCUGUACAUACAAAUCAUGCAAUCGAAUAUCAUGGUGUAAAAAUGCCAAGAGAAAAUCUUCAUCGACAAUGUAAAUAUGUUGUGAACAAUUGUUCAACAACAUCAACUGAAUCAAUACCGAAUUCAACAAUUUCCAAAAAGAAUGCUGUCGAUGCUGAUGAAGGCGUUGUUCUAAGACGUAUCAAACAUCGACAAUAUUGUCAGGAUCCAACGCAACAAAGACGUUUAACAUUAUAUCAUAUAUGUUCGGAUUCUUUGAUGACGACACAAGGAUUGCAACCAAAACAUUCGAAUGGAAAUAUUUUUUCAAUUACAAUUAAUAAUAACAACGAUAAUGAUUCGAACAAUAACAAUAUUGGAAUCGAUGCGGAUAAAUCGAUAAUUGAUGAAAAUCAUCUCCAUGUGCGAAAAGAUGAUGAUGAUGAAAUCAACAACAAAUCGAUUCUUUAUCAUAAUCAUAGACGAUUAACAAUAUCUGAUACAAGUUUUGCUAUGCGAAAUUCAUCAAUUCCAUUGGCAAAUAAUGGAGAGGGAAAAAAUUUGGCUAAAAUUAUGAAAGAAAUUAUUCUUUGCAAUAAAGAUAAAAUCGAAAAAGACGAUAUAAAACAAACAUCUAUGAUGACAAAAAUUAUGGCCGCAGCACGAUUUGAUGGUAAAAUUUUUCAAGAAUCAAAUUUAUUAACAAAAAUCAAUAUGAUUGCUAAGGCACCAAUUUAUCUGAUCUAUACAAUUUCCAUACCUGUGGUUGAUAAUGAUCUACCAAAACGUGGCUGGAUUCGUGAAUUAAAUCUUGCACAUUUAAUCAUAUCACCACAAGUUUGUCUGUUAUUAAUUCAAUUAAAAUUUAUCGAACCAUAUCAAUUACAUUUGAUUGUUUUGGCCAUUUCAUCAAUCAUAUUCAUUUUGGUUUUGUUGACUAGUCAAACUGAUAAACCACCACAUUAUCAUAUUUUAUUUGCAUAUUUUGGAUUCAUUAUUUCGAUUUCAUGGAUCUAUGCAAUUGCUAAUGAAGUGGUUAAUAUAUUGGAUGCUGUACGUGUCAUAUUUAAUCUAAGUAAAUUUAUGAUCGGUCUUACUAUUGGUGCAUGGGGUAAUAGUAUUGGUGAUUUUCUAUCCAAUUUAUCAAUGGCUAAAAAUGGUUUUCCAAGAAUGGCCAUAUCAGCAUGUUUUGGUGGACCAGUUUUAAACAUGUUACUUGGAAUUGGUAUUCCAUAUACGAUAUUAUUCAUACGACAACAAACGUCUGAGAUUGAGAUUGAAUAUAAUAAUAUGAUCACUGUAUUGUAUGUAACGAUAACUUUAUCAUUGGUAACAACCAUGACUAUUUUAUUAAUAUUUACAAAAUUUCAAUCAUCACGAUUACAUGGUUUUAUUCUGUACGGAAUUUAUGGUUGUUUUAUAAUAAUGGCUAUUAUUACGGAAAUGAAAUUGAUUUAG